AUGGCUGCUUUGGGAGGGCUCGAGCAGUGGCAGAAGGACGGGUUCUUCCAGGCGGCCGAGAAGGUGCAGGAGUCGGCGGACUUUGCUUAUUAUUGGGCUAGGUUGUCGAUUGGGGUGCUGGUGAGGCUGAUGAAGCGGAGGCUGGAGAUGAAGCCGGCGUGGCCGCGGCGUUCGAUGCAGGCGAUGAUGCCGCACCAGGCGAACCAGGCAGCAUCGUGGCUUCCUGGGAUGACAGCGAAGCCUGACGAAGUUCCGCAUCGGUGCCGACUGUCGAUGUCGGAGUACGCGGAGGACGUCGACGCUGCUGCGGUGUCGACGGUCAGCGAUGCAGGCGCGCGUCGGAUGUGGGGGAAGCGUAGAGGUGAGCACUGGUGCCGCCGGUACAGGCGUUGCAUGCAUGGGACAUUGAGGUGGGGCUUCCUGGACUGUGCGGAACGGGAAGACCUGUUCAACAAAGACAACAUGACGCGAGGUGAUCACCCGCCGGCGCGGCCCCGGCGCAGUGCGCGUCCACGCUGGGCGGUCGGCGGACGUCGCGUGUCUUGUGUGCGGGCCGCGCCCACUAUCGCCGGUGGCCUCGCCUGGUGCAGGGCAGCUGCCGUCGGGGGCCUCUCCCAGCGCGAGGGCAGCACCCCGGGCAUCACCCGGUCAGGGGUCGUGGCCGCCCUCGUCCGACACAGGAGCAGUGCCAAGCGGUGGGGUGCCUGCUCCUGGUUCUGCACUGCUAGUGCUACAUGUGGACAUGGCCGCGACUGGCAUGUUCAUCGAGCUCUGCCUCUGCGCCGGCUGCUUGCGCCGAACGCAAUCUCCAAUCAUCUGUACCUCCGCUACGUGGUGGCCAACGCCGUCGUGUACCGCCGCUACGUGGGCGACCCAUGCCUCGGCUCCGGCUCGGGCCAAAGGAGAGCGUGGCCGGCGCUGGCGUUCAUCUGGGCCUUCUCCCUCAUCGCGCUCUCCUUCACCCCUGCUAUGGUAGUUCGCGCCGGGGGGGGGCGCCGCCAAGGCCGGGCUCCUGUCCGGGACCGCGGCAGCCGCUGUCGCCGCGGUCGAGGCACUGGUGCCGCAGGCGCGCGAGCCCGUGCUGUGGCCUGUGGGGCGUGCCGGAAUGCCCUGGGUGCCCGCCGCAUCCGUCCUCCUCAACGUCUUCCUGCUCGGCUCGCUCGACCGCCAGUCGUACGUCCGGUUCGGAUUCUUCUCGACCUUCGCCGUGCUGGUCUACGUGCUCUACAGGGUGCACGGCAGCUACGAUGCCGUGGAGGGCGGCGGCGACAAGCUGCAGGACCAAGGGUGCGUGGUGUAGCAGAGUCGUUGACGUAG
Messenger RNA from Miscanthus lutarioriparius, 1317 nucleotides. Lineage: Eukaryota; Viridiplantae; Streptophyta; Magnoliopsida; Poales; Poaceae. The record is from the annotation of a GenBank genome assembly.